UAAAUGGCUGCCAGGAAGGAUGUACGGAUGGGCCGCGUCUUCUCGCUGUGAAGCACACCCAUCUGGAGGACCGUUAUCUCGGGUGAUUCCGAGUUAAAAUGGUCGAUACACAACCAACCAGGCUCCCGGAAUCAGUUUUUCAUAGUUGUGAACAUCGCAUUUGAAGCAGCACCCGCUAUCCACUUCUCAUCUUAGAGGUGAGUUCCACCUGCCAAUCAUUGUUUAACCUGAGGCCAUGGCAGUGAAGGACCGUGUAGAAGCGGUGCUCAACGUGGGUCUGCGCGUUCCCAGCAUUAUGCUGCUCGAUGUGCUGUAUCGAUGGGAUGUAAGCUCCUUCUUCCAGAAGAUCCAGCGCUCCAGCCUUUCAAACAACCCUCUGUUUCAAUACAAAUAUCUGGCACUCUACCUGCACUAUGUAGGUUACAUCCUGAGCCUGGUGCUUUUGACUCUGCCUCGUCAGCACCUGGUUAAACUCUACUUGUAUGUUCUGACGGCCCUGCUGCUUUUUGCUGGUCACCAAGUCUCCAGAGAUUAUGUUCGCAGUGAACUGGAUUCAGGCUAUGAAGGACCGGUCUACCUGGAACCACUUUCCACGAACAGAUUCACCACUGCACUCAUAGGUCAGCUUGUGGUGUGCACUCUAUGUUCCUGUGUGAUGCAGACCAAGAGGAUUUGGCUUUUCUCUGCACACCUCCUCCCACUGGUGGCCAGGCUGUGUCUGGUCCCACUGGAGACCAUUGUCUUCAUCAAUAGGUUUUCAAUGAUCUUCACAGGUCUGGAGGUCAUUUACUUCCUGGCUUCUAACUUACUGGUACCCUAUAACUUGGCCAAGACUGCCUACAGGGAGCUCGCUCAGGUGGUAGAGGUCUACGGCUUGCUAGCUUUAGGUAUGUCCCUGUGGAACCAGCUGGUUCUUCCCGUUCUCUUUAUGUGUUUCUGGCUAGUGCUGUUCACUCUUCAGAUCUACACCUACUUUAGCACCAGAGAUCAGCCAACCUCAAGGGAGAGGCUCCUUUUUCUCUUCCUUACAAGUAUUGCAGAAUGUUGUAGUACACCGUACUCUCUGCUGGGUUUGGUUUUCACCGUCUCAUUCAUCGCACUGGGAGUUCUCACGCUCUGCAAGUUCUACCUGCAGGGCUACAGAGCCUUCGUCAAUGACAACACCAUGCACAGAGGAAUGACUGAAGGCAUCACGCUGCUUAUCCUUGCUGUGCAAACCGGCUUGAUAGAGCUACAGGUCAUCCAUCGAGCCUUCCUCCUCUCGAUCAUCCUCUUCAUUGUUGUUGCUUCCAUUCUACAAUCCAUGCUGGAGAUCGCUGAUCCCAUCGUUUUGGCUCUGGGAGCCUCCAGAGACAAGAGUUUGUGGAAGCACUUCCGUGCAGUAUCUCUUUGUCUGUUCCUGCUGAUCUUUCCGGCUUACAUGUCCUACAUGAUCUGUCAGUUCUUCCACAUGGACUUCUGGCUGCUCAUCAUCAUCUCCUCAUCAAUCCUCACCUCACUUCAGGUUCUUGGUACUCUGCUCAUCUACGUUCUCUUCAUGGUGGAGGAGUUUCGUAAAGCUCCGGUGGAGAACAUGGACGAGGUUAUUUACUGUGUUAAUGGGACCUACAGAUUGCUGGAGUUUCUGGUCGCAGUGUGUGUUGUGUGCUAUGGCAUAUCAGAGACUGUAUUUGGUGAGUGGAGUGUGAUGGGCAGCACCAUUAUUCUGGUCCACUCCUACUAUAAUGUUUGGCUCAGAGCCCAGCUGGGCUGGCAGAGCUUCCUGCUCAGGAGAGAUGCUGUAAACAAGAUCAAAAGCCUCCCAACUGCAACCGAUGCACAGCUGGAGCAGUAUAAUGACAUCUGUGCCAUUUGCUUCCAGGACCUGAACAGCGCGGUGAUCACUCCUUGCAGCCAUUUCUUCCACGCUGGCUGCCUGAAGAAAUGGCUGUACGUCCAGGAGACGUGUCCUCUUUGUCACUCCCAACUCAAGAGCCAAUCACCAGCCAGCGGAGGUCCCAACCAAGACAUCCCUGCAGCCGAUCCGAGCCCUGCUGGACAGGAAGGAGCCGCUGCUGUUGAUAAGGAGGGGGAUUCUCCUGAUAAUGAUGUGAAAGAGGAGGGAGGUGAUGGAACAGCCACGUUGGCUGAAGAAGCCUCCUCUUCCUCUGGCAUGCACUCUGCUCCUCUGUACCUUGUCAGGCCUCUGCUAUCAUCCUCCUCAUCUUGUUCCUCUUCCUCAUCAGUGACUGAUUCCAUUGAGAACCAGUUGCUAACAGAUCACCCAUCUACAUCCUCCUGCUCUACCUCUAACACACCGGACAUUCCCGCCAAUCUUCGGUUUCGCCCCCACAUGGUUGCCCCCUCCAUCCUUCACCACUCCUCUUCCUCCGCCCCACAAGUACUGAACCCUGCAGAGGUAGACCCGCAGGAGAUUUACUGAUCCAACAUUGCACUCCGAACAGCUCUUUUGCCAAUCUGAAGAUGUUCCUUCUCCAUGCUCAUCUAGAGCUACACAUAUAUAACAUACCAACAUGCAUGCACUUAGAAACAGAUUCUCCACACUUCCCUUCCUUUUUUUUCUUCCUUUUAGCUUUUGCUGGGAAAACCUUCUUCUUAUCCAGGGUUCCUAUGCAGUUUUGAAAAGGAUGGGAUUUGAUUUCACAACUUCUCAGGUUAGAUUCAUUUAUAAAAAGGAGAUAAGGUUUUGGAAAACAUUUCUAAUUCCAGACUUUAUUCCCAACUAAUAAAUAUCUAAUAUUCCCCAAGCAGAUUUCUUCUUAUCUCACUUCGCCUUGGGUUUUAUUUGUGUUUGCUUGUGAUUUACAUGUUAAACUCAGCCCAAUACAGAAACUUUGGGGUAACUUUACAUUGAUGUGCUUUACUAGUACUAUGGAUGGGUGAUGCUGGCCUAAAAUAAAAUAUUAUCUUGGUUUUUCGGGGUAUUUCCUUGCCAUACUCUUAAUGACAAUGAUUUUAAAAAAGUAUUUUAUGUCCCUUUGGCAAUAAAUCUGUUACUGCAUAGAGUCAACUUGCCUAUUAUCAAAUGGUUUACUACAAUACAAUACUUGCAUUAGGUUGUGCUUUUGUACGGCUACACAGCACAUGAUAAUUUCAUUCAAUCUUAUUUUUAAAUGUAAGGAUAGAUAUUGAUGCUCAUAUUGAACCAACAGUGGAAAAAGAGCAAACCAUGUUGUUUGAUUUUGGGGUUUGUAAAUGACUUAAGUUCUUAUCACAAUAAUCUGCUUUCCUAAUAACAAUAAAUGAGAUGAUAAUUGCCAUUCUCUAAUUCAUAGAUUAAAAAUGGGACAAAAGUCGACAAAGAAAUUUGGAAAAGAAGUACUUCUGAAAACUGCAUAGGAACCCUGCAUAUCAGUUUCUGAGAGAGAGAAUAAUUCGGUUCUUUAGCCUAUAUUCAUUAGUGCUUAAAACAGAAAUGACUGGAUACACAUAUUUAACUACAUUUUGGUAAUUUUAUCAUGAAACGUUACCUGAAUCUAUCCCCCGUUAAGACAUGCUGGGAGUCUUUUUUUUUUUUUUUUUUUUUGUCCCCCUUUAUUUUCUCGAGCGUUACAGUGAUCCAUCUCAGAAAUGCUACAUCCUGUCUACAAAAUGUGAAAUAUUUUAGUACAAUAUAUAUCUGACUCUGAAGUUUAGUUUCAUUUCAUCAACCAAAUCAUACCUUGAUUCUCUUACAGCAGUCAUAUUUACUUGUUUAGUCCUCCCCGCCUUGGAUUUAUCUGAUGUCCUGUCCGUGCCAUGACCUGCAGAAAGUGAUCAGAGGCCGAGACGGCUACGAAUGACAAUGGAUAACUUAUGGUUACAUUUUAAACUGUGACAGUCUUAACAUUUCAUAAACUUUAAAAGUGUUUUUCUUUUUUUUGUUUCUUUCACAUUGACAUUUGUUUUUAACUGCGGGGUGAAAGCGGUUGGGAGUAUUGGAGAAAACAAAGAAUUAGCAGAUACUGAAUGUCGUUUCUUGUGGCCAUCACAUGACCUGAAGCCUGGUGCUAAGCAGAGGACACGUGACGUUGUCCAAACCGUUUGUUUCGAUGUGAACUAAUCAGUGGUUUCACAUGGGAUGUCUAAUUAAUUUUGUAUGUCAAAGCUUUUGCUAUAACACCUCUUCAAUGUUUGAAUCAGAUUUGCAUGGCUGGUCCCAGCAAAAAGCAUCUGUAUUCCUCUCCGCCAAAGUUUUGCAUCAAUGUUGUUAUUAUUAUUAUUAUUAUUAUUAUUAUUAAGGUCAAUUUUACAUCAUUUCUUAGGACAGUGCAGUGCACCGUGCAAAUGGACAAAAGUUGGAAGUUAAAGUUUUGUGACAUUUCAGAGUGUAAAUACAGUGCCUUGCAAAAGCGUUCAUACACCUUGAUAUUUUUUCCCCACGUUUUGUCAUCUUCCAGCAACUUUGAUGCAUUUCAUUGGGGUUUUAUGCUGUAGACCAACACAAAGUUGUGCACUUUUUGUUAAAAAAAAAAAAAGAAAAACUGAUUCUUUUAACGAAAAAGAAAAAAAAUCUGAAAAGCAUGCGUAUACUAUAUAUAUACAUUCAGCACUUUCUAAUUCAGUACGAGGUAGAGCCACCUUCCACUGCAGUUACAGCUGCAGGUCUUUCUGGAUAUGUUUCUACCACCCAUGCUCAUCUAGUGACUGACAUUUUUGCCCCAUUCUUGUUUGCAACAGUGAUUUUCAGGACUUGCCACAGAUAGAUUUAGUUCUGUUCUGAGUGUUUGGGAUCAUCAUAUUCUGGAAGUUGAACCUUUGCUCCAGUCUUUUGCAGCAGCUGACAUGUUUUUUUCUAAGUUUGUGUUUGGCUUCAUCUAUCUUUUUAUCAAACCUGCCCAGCUUCCCUGUUCCUGCUAAAGAAAACCUAUAGCUAUUCUGCUACUGCCAUGUUUUACCCAGGGCAUGUGCUUGGGAUGAUAUGCAGUGUUAAGUUUCCCACCUUACGUUGCACUUUGCAUCUAGGCCGAAAAGUCAUUGGUCUCAUCUGACCAGAACUUCCUCAUUUCCUGUUUCCCCCACAUGGCUGAUGGGAAACCGUAAAUGGAAACUGAUUGAUCGAACAGUGCUCUGUGUAAUGUUCAUAGUCACUUCUUGUUUUAAAGCAUAACUCUCUAUAAUUACUGAGAUUUUCAUUUGUAAAAGUUGGUAAAAUGCAUUUAUUUUCCUUCCACUUUACAGCUUUGUGCAGCUUGCUGUUGGUCUAUUGCAAAAAAUCCCAAUAAAAUCCCUUAAAGUUUCUGGUUGUAAUGUGAAUGAAAAAAAAGUGGAAAAGUUUUAGGGGUAGGAAUACUUCAAAUGCAAGGUAGUGUGGGUCCGCAUAGCUGACAUGGAGCCUCCUGCUUUAUUCACGAUAAAGCUCAGCUGAUGAAUCAUGCUUUACCUGAUACGCUAACGAGAGCUGAAACCUGUUCCUAGCAGGAACCAAUCACUAUGCUUCAUCUGGGCGAUCGGUAUAUUCCUGCAGCUAAGUCACCUCCAUGAGAUGUUAUUACCAGCAAAUCAGGCCAUUUAAGUUCUUAAUCUUUGUCCACCAACCCUUAUAUAUGCUCAGAUGCUCAAGUUGGUUCUGGAACUUAGACAAUAUGCCAGGAUGGUAGAUGAAUGAGUAAUGAGUGUUUAAUUAAAAUACUAAAACCUUAGGGAGUUCUGAUGCACGCUGCCACAGAACUUGUGUCCUCAGUGUUCUCUAACCUUAUUAUUGAUGUUUUUCAAUCUUUUGUUUUUCCUCCCCUUUUACGUUUUUGGUUGUAUUUGCACUAAUCUCAUUUAUACUAGCAAUGCUCCAAAGCGGUCAUGUGGCUGUCAGCUACCAAAUACCCUCCGUUGUUUACGUACGAGGAAACAGGCCAAUCUGCGUGUGAAAUAUUGUUCUGUAUGACAGUAUCUGAAUUGUUUAUAUAGUCAGAACUUGGUUUCUUCCUAGUUUCCAUGUUGCGUUGGCCAGAAGCUAUGAAGAAACCAAACUUUUCUGGUCUGAGGAGCCAGGCAGUGUUGCUGCAUCACCUGUGUGCAUGAUGCGUCCCUAGGCUGAUGUGAUCACUCCAGUGCCCUCUAUUGGUAGGGGUGGGAUCAGCAUGGCGCUGACAAACAGGAGAUCAUUUGAUAGUGUUGCUCAUUACCACAAUUUCGUAAGAUCUUAAUACUCUUGAGUUUAUUUUUUGACUGUACAAAGCACUGCUUACAUGGCUGAAAAUGAAUACAUGAUAAAUGUAGGAUCAGACCUGUCCAAUGCUGUUUUUUGGUUUCUUUUUUUUUUUUUAAGGGUUGAGAUGUUUGAUCUGAUGUAUUUUGUGCAUCUUUCUCUGAAAGGUGAACUCAAGGACUGUGUUUCUUUGCUCAGAUUUAUAAAUGAAGCCCCGUUAAUGGCUGCACAGAUUUGUUUUUCAAUGCAAGGCUUUGGAGACUGCAUCAUGCAGAAGAAUCACCUGCAGGAUAAAAUGUGUGACGGUGAAAAUUAUUAGCAGUCGCAUUUGAAUCUGCAUUGCAGUAUUAAAUCGUAACAAGCACGAAGGUUUGUCAGCUGUUGAUUCAGUGUAUAUUUGCACAGUUCUUAUUCUUGCACCAGACAAUGCUUAUUUUUGUUUUUAGUUUAAAAUCCAGUCUUUUGACAUAUUCUGAAAUGAAUAUGUAGCUCAUGUUUUCGUGUACAUUUUUCAUUCAGUGACUGUCAACAUUGUGGUCAUUACAGUGCAUGUUCAUAUUCUCUGAAAGGCCAGUAUUGCAGUGCAUUAUUUGCAGCUGCAGGAUAAAUUUCAGAAUAAAUGUGCCAACAUUUCAACUUCUUUUCCUGCAACUUUAAUUUAUAUUAACAGUGUAUAAAGAAUGUUUCUAAAAGUGGAGUUUUUCUUUCUUUUCCACCAUCUUACAAAGUGUGUACCUCAAACAGGACUCCAACAUCCCCCCCUAAAGUUCUAAUUAGCAUUUGGCCUGAAUUUCUUGAAGAUUUUUAGAGCAUUAUUAAUACCAGAAAGUAGAAAGUGUUGGCUUCUGGUAGCCAAGUUCCUUGAGGUCAGUAUCGUGCUUGAAAUUAAAAUAAAAUUUGAAGCAUAUGCAAAUAUGCAAAUUGGAUCGAUAGCUGCCACAAGCAUGUUGUAAGAUUUACUGUAUUUGAUGAGUGCAUUUUAAACACAGCUGCACAAUGCUAUUACUUCAAAGUGAAAAUGUAUGUUUUUAUGCUCAAGCUGAGCCUUCCUUAACUGUUUUGUUUUAUUUUGAUUUAUUUGUCUGGUUGAUUUCUGAACCUGCAGAUUUAGGACCUGCUCAGUAAUGCCUGGCUCUGAAUGCCACUUGUUGAAUUAAAAAUGUCCCACAGCUGGUUUUCGGACUGGAUGCCUAUGGCGUUGCCUUGGUUAUUUUACAAAAACUGAAUGUCAAAUAAAAUGAACGAUUCUCUGGAAAA
Messenger RNA from Girardinichthys multiradiatus, 7381 nucleotides. RefSeq names its product RING finger protein 145-like. The transcript has 12 exons. Lineage: Eukaryota; Metazoa; Chordata; Actinopteri; Cyprinodontiformes; Goodeidae. Bases 236 to 2422 code for a protein of 728 amino acids. The record is from RefSeq and is a predicted model, not a curated record. Gene Ontology annotation, molecular function: zinc ion binding; ubiquitin protein ligase activity. Gene Ontology annotation, cellular component: endoplasmic reticulum; endomembrane system.